Molecule: messenger RNA, 4450 nt
Organism: Trichoplusia ni (cabbage looper)
Lineage: Eukaryota; Metazoa; Arthropoda; Insecta; Lepidoptera; Noctuidae
Gene: dally
Product: division abnormally delayed protein
Exons: 9
Coding region: 594-2264 (556 amino acids)
Biological process (GO): regulation of protein localization to membrane; positive regulation of canonical Wnt signaling pathway; cell migration
Cellular component (GO): extracellular region; cell surface; plasma membrane
Source: RefSeq, a predicted model, not a curated record
UUGUGUUAGGUGAUCGGAGGCCGACGUUCCACACAGCGGCUGGCACACUAGUGGCGAGCGGCGGCGACGCUCGAUACGGUGCGCGCGCAGCGCCGCAGCCCGCACGCCGGAGCGACACUGUCUGCGACAAACAAACCGACAUGCAAAACUAUAUUAACAACACAUACUUCAUACACACUUUUUGUUACAUUUUAUGGCCGUAACAACUCCGUCAAUCACGAAAAACUAUUUGAUUCGAUGAUUCGUGCUAAAAUCUACGAUUCGAAACGCUAAACACAAUGUUCUUUGAUUAGCACUUCUUUUACAAAUUUAACACGGCCUUACGUCAUCCAGAUAAUCGAGUAAACGCUAAAUUAAUACCAGUUUCGGAAUCCAAAAAGCUCAAGAUUCGAGCAAUUUUAUUUCAGUUCUUAAUUUAAAAGUUGUGCGGUGUGGUUGGCGGCGCGCGGUCAGUCCGGGAAUGUGCACCGAUGAGGGAGCACGUGUCGCGCUCUCCGCUCGACACGACGAACGCGCGCUCGCGAGUGUUUAUUGAAGAAACUGACGCGAUCCUUUUGAAAACUUUGUUUGAAUAAUUUGUGUUGGUUGUGAACAUGAGGUGUUUUGUGGUGAUUUUGUUGUUGGUGGCGUGUGCGAGGCUGUCGGCCGCCGCCGCCGGCGUCUCGUGCGCCCUCGCCGACGAGUUCCUCGCGAGGCACAACGUAACAGCUGAUGAUAACGACGUACCAGGUCCAAUUUGUGGCGGUCAAUGCUGCGGCAGGGGACGUGAAGAGAAAGUCAGAUCAGCGCUGCGUCGAACAGCUGAAUUCAGCAUGACUGUCUCCACGAAGAGAACUGCUGAACUGUUGCUGUCCACCAAGAGAUCUUUACAAGAUCACCUCACGGGAUUAUCGCACCAGUCGCAGAACAAGACCGCGACGUUGUUCACACAGCUGUACCGCGGGCACGCGACCCGUACUGUGCAGCCUCUAGCGGCGCUGUACGACGACAUCCGAAUAGUCCUGCGAUCGAACGAAGCGGACAUCUCUACCGAGAACCUGGGGGCUGGCCCGCCGAAGGACCUUGCGGCCAGUGCCAAGAAGUUCUUCAGGGAGAUAUUCCCCGUCGCCUACCACAAUGUACUCAAACUGGAUUCGAAACAGUUCUCCCCCGAGUACGAAGUGUGUUUGAAGUACGCAUAUGAUGCUGUCCAGCCAUUUGGAGAUGUCCCGCAACAGUUGGGCACGUCUCUGUCUCGGUCGCUGGAAGCUGCGCGCGCGUUGCUGCAGAUGUUGGCGGUGGGCGCCGACGCGCUGGCCACGACGGAGCGCGUGGUGGCCAGCGGCAGCGAGACCUGCGCCGAGCGCCUCAUGCGCGCCAGCGGCUGCUCGCGCUGUCACGGGCACGACGCGCGCCCCUGCAGGCACUACUGCCUCAACGUCGCUAGAGGCUGCAUAGGAUCCCUGGUGUCGGAGCUGGACGGUCCCUGGGCGGGCUACGUGGAGGGCGUGGAGAGGCUCACCAAGGUGGACGCUGACGUGGCGCUGCGGGAGGUCGAGACCAAAGUAUCGAAGGCCAUCAUGUACGCCCUCGAGAACAGAGCCAUCUCCGAGAACAAGGUUCGCCAGGAAUGCGGUCCUCCGGCCACGCUGGACGGUCCUGCGCUGACGUCACCGCGCCCCACAUCAGGCUCCAUCCGACGCGAGAACCUCCGAGCCCCUCCACCAGACACUGAACUCCUGCAGUUUGCUGCCACUCUUGCUUCAACCAAGAAGUUGUUCGCUACUCUGGCUGACAGACUGUGCAAUGAACCUGACUUCGCUGCUGACAAUAAUGAACGUUGUUGGAAUGGAAAUGCUAUUGGAGAUUACACGAAGCCGCUGGUAGCAUCGGCCUCGCUGAGCGACCAGAAGUACAACCCGGAGAUCAGCGGUAGUCCACCACAGGAUGCAAGAGUCGCCGCCUUAGCUGACAGGCUGCAACAGGCUAGACAGUUGCUAGUAUCAUACUCGCGCAGCAAGGAGUUGACGGCGGAGUCGUUCAUGCAGGGCGACGAGGCGGGCGAGGAGGGCUCGGGCUCCGGCCGCAACUAUCCUGACGACUACGACUCCGAGGGAUCCGGCGACGACGGCUCCGGCGACCAUGACGGACAGAGCAAACCGUACUUCAACGAGUCGCCCCCCGACUCGUCCACGCCGAAGGUGUUGAGCUCGGGCGCUGCGCGCGCGUCGUGCGCGGCGCUGGCGCUGUGCGCGCUCGCCGCCGCGCUCGCCGCGCUCACAUAAACCAACACACGCACGUAAGAAUCACCAUAUCAAUACUAUGACGUCACCAGUGACCACAUGACCACAUAGUGAGUGAUGCGCAGUGCGGACCCACCUAGUCCCGGAGCGGGAUCCCGGAGAGUGCGCCAGUCCCGUAGUUACAAUGCAGACGACUAUCUCGGCAUUUAAAGAUAUUUAACGUUUGUAAAUGUACAGUGCAUAUCGAUGUUGUCUUCAUUUUGUAAAUAUUUUUUUGAAGAAUCUUUUAGAUUUAGGUGGAAAUAUACAUUGUAAUGGAAGCUUUACUAUACUUCUGCAUUUAAAAACUUCGAGGUGAUUGUGAAAUUAAUUGUCAUAAUAAUAAUAAAUUAUUUGAAAAACUUUAAUCAUUGUUGAACACUAGCUGAUUGGCAAUAAUUUUAUUAAGAAAAUGUAUAACGAUUAGAUUCGAGUGAUAACUCUUAAAUAAGGUUUUUGUGUACAGAUUGUGUAAAUACCUGAAACCCUACUGGUCUAGGUGCUUAGCUAGUAAAUAUAUUUCGUUGCCAUAUUAAUAUUACGGAUAUUAUUAUUUAUAAUAUUAAUUAAGUCAUAAUUUAAACUAAUAUUAUUUUAUGUGAUACUGAUUAGUUGGUAAGUUGAUGCUCGCGUUGCAUCGUAUUGUGUUUGUAAUGGAUUCCUUUGUACACAUCAUGUAACAUGUUCUGAAACAUUUGAAUGCAAAAAGUUCCAUCUUAACGAAAAGUAAUACUAAAAGAUGUAAUAACUACUUAGCUAUAUGUUUGUUGUGUAUAAUUUAUUUAACACGGGCCUAAACCAUGUUUAUUCUGAUCAAUAUUUAGUUUCAGUAUAUAAAGCAGUAUGGUAGUGCGAACAAUAUGACAAGACAAAAAAAAAUAUAAAAUAAAAAUAUAAGUUAUAUGUAGCAAUAAAAAUACGUUUGUAAAUUGCUUUAAAGAUUAGUGAAUAUAGUCUUGGGGUCAUGUAAUGGCCGCUUGACGUUUUGUAUGUACGUAGAGACGGAUUGUUGAUGUGAGGACCAGACGGUGUGUGGGACAUGUCGCUACGGAACAGGAGCUAAUUGAACAAGUCUGAACGGGAUCGGAAAACUGAAAUCUUGAGAAAAUUAAAUUGGAAAAUUAUUACUCGUGUAAGAAAUAAGAGUAUGAAGUUUACCUGUGACGAUUAAAUCGAGGGAAUGUGAAAAUUGUUUUAAAAACAGAUUCUUAAUGACGUUAUAAAAAAUUUUCAGACUUGUUCAUCUAAUAAAUCUAAUAUCAGAAAUGUGUUAAGAUUAAACGACUCUAUCAAAAACGUUAAUAAGCAUUGUGUACAGGAAUAAAAUGAACAAACAAGCGGCUUGCGACAACCUAUGUAUAUUAAAUUGCCAUAAAAUAUCCAAUAGCGGAAUACUUAAUAUAAUAAAUCUCAAGUAUUGUUAACCUUCGUGGAAGUUUGGAACUGUCGCCAACACUUAUAAAUCAAUAAUGAGCCGACCCACGCUGUUAUCCAUACUCCUAUUAUAACGCUGUCACAUACUAAUCACACUAUAACAGACAAAAAUGAAGUUGUUGAGACCAGUUGAAUGGCCUCAGAACUAUAUUUUGGAGAAUAGAUUAAGAGGACCGAAUAUUACAAAUAAUUUCGAUAUUUCAUCAAUUUUCAUGUAAUGGAAUAAUUUGGACAACUUUGACAGUUUUUUUAAUCGUCUUGAAAUAAGAAUUUUAUUUCUCUAGUCGCAAGGGAUUUCGCAAGCUUUCAAGUCACAUGCAACAAAAUAUAACUUUAUUUACUAUAUUGUUAUAACCAGAAUCACUCUAAUUAACUGUCAACCUAUAUAUAGGUUCGUUGUCAUCAUCAUUAUUGCAACACCCGGAGCGUAGUCCGAUAGAACAGUCAAAGCCUGCUCACGGUAAAUGCAUGGAAUUGAUCUAAAUAAACAGAAUAAUAAUAAUUCUACAACAUUACACAGAGUUAUUAUUGGAUAUUGUUGAAAUGUAUUGUAUUGCGAAACACAUUCCCCAAUACUUGUAACUGGUGCAAUAAUAAUAGUCGCAAGCGCGCGCUCCCAAAUCACACCGCGAACAGCGUAGCGACAUGACGCCUAAACUCAAUGUAAAUAUUGUUGGAGAGUAUAUGGAGUGGAACCGAGACAAUUGCUGUUAUAUCUGAGUAUAUAAUAUGGAAAUAAAUUCUGUACUAUACAA